ACUAACCUCAACCUCUCUCUUUGUUUCCGUGUAAUUUUGGAGAUACACAGGACCCGAUAUGGGGAAGGUAAAGUGUUCGGAGCUGAGGACAAAAGACAAGAAGGAGCUGUUGAAGCAGCUUGAAGAACUCAAAACUGAACUCACCAACCUUCGAGUUGCCAAAGUCACUGGAGGAGCGGCUUCUAAGCUAUCCAAAAUCCGUGUGGUUAGGAAAGCUAUUGCUCGUGUCUACAUUGUUAUGCACCAGAAGCAGAAGGAAAAUCUGAGAAAAUUAUUCAAGAACAAGAAGUACAAGCCCCUGGACCUGAGGCCCAAGAAGACAAGGGCAAUGCGAAGGGCUCUCACCAAACACGAACGCAACAUCAAGACAAUGAAGGAAAUCAGGAAGAAGCAAGCUUUCCCCCCAAGGAAGUUUGCUGUCAAAGCCUAAUUAUUAAAUUGUUUUAAUAAAAAAACUUAAACUUUUUA
Macrosteles quadrilineatus (aster leafhopper) is the source of this 468-nucleotide messenger RNA. It is a transcript of the gene RpL35, whose product is annotated as 60S ribosomal protein L35. Gene Ontology annotation, biological process: translation; maturation of LSU-rRNA from tricistronic rRNA transcript (SSU-rRNA, 5.8S rRNA, LSU-rRNA). The record is from RefSeq and is a predicted model, not a curated record. Bases 59 to 430 code for a protein of 123 amino acids. Gene Ontology annotation, molecular function: structural constituent of ribosome; mRNA binding. NCBI's taxonomy places the organism in Eukaryota, Metazoa, Arthropoda, Insecta, Hemiptera, Cicadellidae. The transcript is spliced from 4 exons. Gene Ontology annotation, cellular component: cytosolic large ribosomal subunit; ribosome.